Molecule: messenger RNA, 750 nt
Organism: Macroventuria anomochaeta
Lineage: Eukaryota; Fungi; Ascomycota; Dothideomycetes; Pleosporales; Didymellaceae
Exons: 3
Coding region: 1-750 (249 amino acids)
Source: RefSeq, a predicted model, not a curated record
AUGUCGAAUGCAAAUGAAAGGCCACCGCAGAUGCAGAUCAACAAGAAUGAGCCAGGAUUGGCGGAUGAAUGCGUAUUCUUGGGCAUGGACGGAGAGCCAACAAGCGGGCAGAACUGGUCGACGAUACGUGACUUCUCCCAGGAAAGCAUGGGCACACUGGUCUGGACCGGCAACUACACCGAGCCGUUUAACUUCAAGACACAGUCCUACAAAUAUCAACCAGUACUUACAUUCUGGUCAGGCGUGUUGGAAGAUGGCUUCGGUCGUGGCUCCUACUACGUCCUCAAUCAGUCGUAUGCAGAGAUUACACACUUUUAUGCCAAUCGCUUUAGCAACGACACGGGCGAUAUCCAUGAAUUUACAUUCACGAGUGACGACACAGGGUUGAUCCCGAUAUACCAUACAAUACCGUGGAAUCUCACAGAGACUGGUGGCAUCGAGAACGGCUGGGUGUUCGAGAAUACAUUCCAAGAAAUCAACAUUAAGACCGGUGAACUCAUCUUCGAAUGGAACGCAAGCACUCACGUCGGCAUCAACGAGUCGUACAACUCCCUUCCCGAAGACGUUGGCAGGGCUGAAGACUCACCACGGGACUACUUCCGUAUCAACUUCAUCGAGAAGGACACAGGCGGAGACUACCUUGUCUCAGCGCGAGCUAUGGACUGCAACCAAUUUCAAGAGACGCUCUUCGGCAACGGUGCUACAGACAACAUAGCAUAUUCUGUCCUCGAUAGUCUCAUACUCACAUAG